Molecule: messenger RNA, 1200 nt
Organism: Drosophila navojoa
Lineage: Eukaryota; Metazoa; Arthropoda; Insecta; Diptera; Drosophilidae
Gene: CCHa1-R
Product: CCHamide-1 receptor
Biological process (GO): G protein-coupled receptor signaling pathway
Cellular component (GO): plasma membrane
Molecular function (GO): neuropeptide receptor activity
Source: RefSeq, a predicted model, not a curated record
CUACAUACUUUCCUUGGCUCUGGCUGAUCUGCUGGUUAUCUUGACGACAGUUCCAUUGGUUUCCACGGUCUACACCUUCGAGUAUUGGCCCUGGGGCAGUUUUCUAUGCAGCUUGUCGGAGUUCAUGAAAGACGUCUCCAUAGGAGUUUCGGUCUUCACGCUGACGGCGCUCUCAAGUGAUCGAUAUUUCGCUAUAGUCGAUCCGCUGCGCAAGUUUCAUGCUCAUGGAGGAGGACGACGCGCUACGCGCAUGACCCUGGCCAUAGCUGUAUCCAUUUGGCUGCUGGCCAUCGUCUGCGGCAUACCUGCGCUAAUUGGCAGCAACUUAAAGCCCGUUGGCAUCAGCCCGGAGAAAUCGAUUCUCAUCUGUUAUCCGUAUCCGGAUGCUUGGGGCGAGAACUACGCCAAGCUGAUGGUCAUGCUGCACUUUCUGGUCUACUACGCUAUACCUCUGGUCAUUAUUGCCGCCUUCUACGUCAUGAUUGCGCUGCAUCUGAUGUACUCGGCGAGUGUGCCAGGUGAAAUGCAGGGCGCCGUGCGACAGGUACGGGCGCGUCGCAAAGUCGCCGUGACGGUGUUGGCAUUUGUUGUUAUCUUUGGCAUUUGCUUUCUGCCUUAUCACGUCUUCUUUUUAUGGUUCUACUAUUGGCCGACAGCACAACAGGAUUAUAAUACGUUCUGGCAUGUAUUGCGCAUCUUUGGCUUUUGCAUGUCGUUCGCCAACAGCUGUGCCAAUCCGGUGGCUCUCUACUUUGUGAGCGGGGCGUUUCGCAAGCAUUUCAAUAGAUAUCUGUUUUGUCGUGGCAUAAGUGGACGUCGCAAGAAGCGUAAUCAGCACAACGACACCUUUUGCAUGCAUCGCAAUACCUCGCUGACCAGCACCGCCUCGAAGCGUUAUCAGUCGCGUCACUCCUGCUAUCAGAGCACAACGUUGCGCAGCUGUCGCUUGCAGGAGACGACGAUUACGACACUGCCCAAUGGAGCCUCCAAUAUGGCCGCGCCCCCAAUUGAGACAGCCGGCUACGAGUUUACGCCCCUCAGCGCAUUCGGUCCAGCCAAGGGCGUCGCGCAGCUGUCGCACCGGCUGCAGGAGUCGCCAUUAAACUAAGUUCAGUUCGACGUCCCCACGGAGUAUACAGGAAAUAUUAUGGAGUAGCAGCAGAAACUACAAACUUUACAGAAAUCAACUCCAGGUUAGGA